CGCUGCCAGCCCGGCCAUGUACGCGGGGCGCAGGCGGAGGAAGCCGGUGCCGCGGGCGACGCGGCCGGGCCCGGCCGAAGGCGGCGGCUCCAACCCGUCCAAGCGGCACCGGGAGCGGCUGAACCGGGAGCUGGAGCGGCUGGCGGGGCUGCUGCCCUUCCCGCCCGACGUGGUGGCCGGGCUGGACAAGCUCUCGGUGCUCCGCCUCAGCGCCGGCUUCCUGCGCGCCAGGAGCUUCUUCGGCGUUGCUCUGAAGAAUCCUGGUGCCAAAGAAGCCCAGAAGGACGGAGCCUGUGGCACUGGACCAGCUUUGGGCUCAGCAACUGUUCCAGAGGGUGAGCUGCUCCUACAGGCACUCAAUGGCUUCGUGCUGGUGGUGACAUCGGAAGGGCUGAUAUUUUACUCCUCGCAUACAAUCCAGGACUACCUGGGAUUUCAUCAGACAGAUGUCAUGCACCAGAGUGUCUUCGAGCUGAUCCACACUGAGGACCAGCCGGAGUUCAGGCGCAACCUCCACUGGGCCCUGGACCCACCGCACACUGCCGAGGCAGGGAAGAGUCUUAGCUCUUCUGCUGUCAUCUACAAGCCAGAUCAGCUGCCCCCAGAAGACUCCUCCUUCCUGGAGAGGAGCUUUGUGUGCCGCUUUCGCUGCCUCCUGGAUAAUUCCUCUGGCUUCCUGGCUUUGAACCUUCAAGGCAGGCUGAAAUUCCUUCAUGGGCAGAGCAAAAGGUCUGAAGAUGGCUCUGUCCUGCCCCCCCAGCUCGCUCUGUUUGCCAUCUCCACGCCCCUGCAGCCCCCAUCCAUCCUGCAGAUCCGAACCAAGAACAUGAUCUUCAGGACCAAGCACAAGCUGGACUUCACCCCCUUGGCGUGUGAUGCCAAGGGGAAGGUUGUCCUGGGCUACACCGAGGCGGAGCUGCGGAUGUGUGGCACCGGGUACCAGUUUGUCCAUGCUGCUGACAUGUUGUACUGUGCUGAGAACCACGUCAGGAUGAUGAAGACGGGGGAGAGCGGCCUGACGGUGUUCCGGCUGCUGACCAAGGACAACCGCUGGAAGUGGGUGCAGGCCAACGCCCGGCUGGUCUACAAGAACAGCAAGCCCGAGUACAUCGUGGUCACACAGAGACCCCUCGUAGAUGAAGAAGGAGGAGAGCACCUUCGGAAGCGGUCCAUGCAUCUUCCCUUCACCUUUGCUACAGGAGAGGCACUUCUAUACCAAAGUACUCACCCUCUCCCAGGCUUCCCUGACCUUUUCCAGAGCAAAGAGAAACUCAGCAAGUCCAAGAGGCCCUCCUCCUGCAGCCACAUAGGGCGCUCCCAGAAGAAUGGCAUUGACCCCAGGUCUCUGCUGGGUGCUGUGAUGCAGCAGAACAAGGCGGUGUACACGUCCCACUCAGCUCCCAUUCCGAACCCUUCCUUCAGCAGCACUUUCCAGCUCGAGGGUGUGUCCUUGCCAGGUGCAGGAGGGGAUGUCUGGAGCAUGGACACAGCUCCAGCUUCUUCCAGGGGCAGCAGCCUCCAAGAGAAGCUGCUGGAUUUGCAGCAGGACGACCCUCUCUUGGACACCAUGGACUUGCUCUCAAUUAAGAGUGACCAGAGCUGUUCCAACGAGCUCUUCAGUGCUUUGGAGGGCCUGGGCUUGAAUGCUGAGGACGUGGAGCUCCUGCUGCUGGGUGAGAAAAUGGUGAUGGUCAGUACGGACCCAGACCAGUCCCCAUCCCUGAACAACAGCCUGGCCAGCAACCAGAUUCUCUGUGUCCCCAGCCAUCCAGCGGACGGGCAUGAGGGAGGGCAGCAGGUCUGUCCCCUGCCAGACACGGCCCCCAGCCCACAGGGCGGCACUGCUCCAUGCCACACACAGAGCAAGGACUCGAGCUCGUUCCUGAAAAGCAAUUGA
Onychostruthus taczanowskii (white-rumped snowfinch) is the source of this 1897-nucleotide messenger RNA. Its product is annotated as aryl hydrocarbon receptor-like. Gene Ontology annotation, cellular component: aryl hydrocarbon receptor complex; nucleus. Gene Ontology annotation, biological process: regulation of transcription by RNA polymerase II. Bases 17 to 1897 code for a protein of 626 amino acids. Lineage: Eukaryota; Metazoa; Chordata; Aves; Passeriformes; Passeridae. The record is from RefSeq and is a predicted model, not a curated record. The transcript has 11 exons. Gene Ontology annotation, molecular function: nuclear receptor activity; transcription cis-regulatory region binding; protein dimerization activity.